Messenger RNA from Benincasa hispida (wax gourd), 885 nucleotides. RefSeq names its product expansin-like A3. The record is from RefSeq and is a predicted model, not a curated record. Lineage: Eukaryota; Viridiplantae; Streptophyta; Magnoliopsida; Cucurbitales; Cucurbitaceae. Gene Ontology annotation, cellular component: extracellular region; plasmodesma; plant-type cell wall.
CCCAAAAUGGCUUUGUUUCUUAGUUUGCUCUUCUUCCUUUUGAUAUCUUAUUCUACCGCUUGUGAUCGUUGCGUUCAUCGAUCCAAAGCUACUCACUAUCAUUAUGACGUGCCUGUUUCAUAUGGAUCAACAUGUGGAUAUGGAAAGUUAGAGUAUGAAAUUUCCAAGGGAUACUUUGCAGCUGUGGUGCCUUCUCUUUAUAAAGAAGGAGCUACUUGUGGUGCUUGCUAUCAAGUAAGAUGUAAGAACAAGACAUUAUGCAAUUCAGUAGGGAGUAAAGUAGUUGUGACAGAUAUACAUUAUAAUAAUGGAACUGAUUUUGUCCUAAGUAGAAAAGCUUUCUCUACCAUGUCUUUAAGGGGCAAAACUCAACAACUUUUGGAUAUUGAUAGCAUCAAUGUGGAAUACAAGAGGAUACCUUGUGAAUACAAAAACAAAAACUUGUUGGUGGAAAUUGUAGAAUGGAGCCACAAACCAGAAGUUUUGGCAAUAAAAUUGCUAUACCAAGGUGGCCAAACUGACAUACUAGCCGUGAAUAUAGCUCAGGUUGAGUUACAUAAAUGGAGUCCCAUGAUAAGGAACUUUGGUGCUAUUUGGUAUAUACCAAAUGUAAUGGAAGGAGCAUUAAAGUUAAAAAUGAUGGUAACUUCUGGAUAUAAUAAGAAAUGGAUUUCAACAAAGUAUGCACUUCCUGCUGAUUGGAAUAGUGGAAACAUCUAUGAUACUGGAAUUCAAAUCAAGGAUAUUAUUAUGGAAAAUUGCCCACCUCAAAAUUGUGGUCUCAAGCCAUAGAAAUGAAGGGAAAGUUGAUAAAUUUAUGAGUUGGGUGAUUUUUUUUUUUUUUUUUUUUUUUAAAUUUUAUAAGCAUAGUUCAAAAAAUUUAGA